AUGCUCUCAAUGGGGUCGAUCACCGCAUAUUCGAAGUCGUUGUCAAGCAUCCCUCCUAAUCUUGAUGGACCACCGCACAUCUAUCAGUCUGCAGACACCAUGAAGGCUUCCACCGGCAUCGCCCUUUCCGUGGCCGGCUAUGCAGCAGCAUUCCAUUUUGUCCUCGAGCUGGCCAAUCAAGCUGAGAUGGCACAACCUGCGCAUCUGCUGAAGCGCGAGGAACCACCUCCGCGCGAGCCUGUCAGGAAACUCAACCUCCCAAACACUGGGACUCCCCCACUGCCUUUCAAUGCGCAGGAUCAAUACGUCGACGUCACCGAAGGCAGCGGUCAUGAAUGGCGGGCCCCACUGCCUGGUCAGCUCCGUGGUGAAUGCCCUGGUCUAAACGCCGCGGCAAAUCACGGCUUCCUCGACCGACCGCAGCGGAGUGACCACCAUCGCUGA
This is a messenger RNA of Fulvia fulva, 444 nucleotides long. RefSeq lists its product as uncharacterized. The transcript has a single exon. Bases 1 to 444 code for a protein of 147 amino acids. Gene Ontology annotation, molecular function: peroxidase activity. NCBI's taxonomy places the organism in Eukaryota, Fungi, Ascomycota, Dothideomycetes, Mycosphaerellales, Mycosphaerellaceae. The record is from RefSeq and is a predicted model, not a curated record.